GCCGCUCCGUCUCCGUCCAGGUGGUGCGAGGAGCACAAGCUGAUCCCGCGGAACACAAGAACGAGGAGAAGGAGCAGAAGAAGACCGGAGGAAGGCGGAGGAGGAAAUCCCGCGAGAAAGGAAGAGACAGACAGACACAGAUACACGCAGAGAGCAUAGAGAACAUCAAGUGAGAAACCAGCCGCAUGUGAGGUGCGCGAGACCCCCGCGGUGAGGGGACUAAUCGUUAAUUUGGAGGAGAGCAACGGUUAUUUUUGUUUUUUCCACUUUGACGGAGAAAGAGGCUCUCCGAGAAAAGAUGAAUCCUAUGACGCAGCUGUACUACAAGAAGGCGACGUACUCGCCGUACCGCGACCGCAUCCCGCUUCAGAUCGUGCGAGCUGAGGUGGAGCUGUCUGCUGAGGAGAGGGCCUACCUCACCGCUGUGGAGAAAGGUGACUAUGCGGGUGUCAAACAUGCCCUUCGCGAGGCGGAGGUCUACUACAACAUGGACGUGAACUGCCUGGACCCGCUGGGCCGCAGCGCGCUCCUCAUCGCCAUUGAGAACGAGAACCUGGAGAUCAUGGAGCUCCUGCUUGACCACGGCAUCCACACCGGCGACGCCCUGCUCUACGCCAUCAGGAAGGAGGUGGUGGGCGCCGUGGAGCUGCUGCUGUCGCACAGGAGACCCAGCGGCGAGAAACAGGUACCGUCGCUGAUGAUGGACAGUCAGUUUUCAGAGUUCACCCCAGACAUAACUCCCAUCAUGCUCGCUGCUCACACCAACAACUAUGAGAUCAUCAAGCUCCUCGUCCAGCGGAAGGUCACCAUUCCCAGACCACACCAGAUACGAUGUGACUGUGUUGAGUGUGUAUCCAGUUCAGAGGUAGACAGUCUUCGGCAUUCACGGUCUCGACUCAACAUCUACAAGGCUCUGGCCUCGCCCUCCCUCAUUGCGCUGUCCAGUGAAGAUCCCAUCCUCACUGCCUUCAGACUGGGCUGGGAACUCAAAGAGCUCAGCAAGGUGGAGAAUGAGUUUCGUCAGGAGUACGAGGAGCUAUCGCAGCAGUGCAAACGGUUCGCCAAAGACCUUCUGGACCAGGCCAGGAGUUCAAGAGAGCUGGAAACCAUCCUGAACCACAGAGACAACGACCAGAGCGAGGAACUGGACCCCAGACAGUGCCAUGACCUGGCCAAGCUCAAACUGGCCAUCAAAUACCACCAAAAAGAGUUUGUGGCCCAGCCGAACUGCCAGCAGCUGCUAGCCACGCUGUGGUACGACGGCUUCCCGGGCUGGAGGAGACGACACUGGGCGGUCAAACUGGUCACCUGCUUCAUCAUCGGGCUCCUGUUUCCUUUCUUCUCACUGAUCUACCUGUUGGCCCCUAAGAGCGCUCUGGGAAGCUUCAUCAAGAAGCCUUUCAUCAAGUUUAUCUGUCACACAGCGUCCUACCUGACCUUCCUGUUCCUCCUGCUGCUGGCCUCGCAGCACAUCGCCCGCACCAACCUGCACAUGCAGGGACCCCCACCAACCAUCGUUGAGUGGAUGAUUCUCCCAUGGGUGCUGGGCUUCAUCUGGGCCGAGAUUAAGGAGAUGUGGGACGGGGGAUUCACAGAGUACAUCCACGACUGGUGGAACCUGAUGGACUUCGCCAUGAACUCACUAUACCUGGCCACCAUAUCGCUGAAGAUAGUGGCCUACGUUAAGUAUAACUCCUCUCGUCCCAGGGAGGAGUGGGAGAUGUGGCACCCCACGCUGAUAGCUGAGGCUCUGUUCGCCAUCGCAAACAUCUUCAGCUCCCUCAGACUCAUCUCCCUCUUCACCGCCAACUCCCACCUCGGGCCCUUGCAGAUCUCACUGGGGAGGAUGCUGCUGGACAUCCUCAAGUUUCUCUUCAUUUACUGUCUAGUCCUGCUGGCUUUUGCUAAUGGCCUAAACCAGCUGUAUUUCUACUAUGAGACCAAGGCCUCAGAGGAACUCAACAACUGCAAGGGCAUCCGAUGUGAGAGGCAGAACAACGCCUUCUCAACGUUAUUUGAGACUCUUCAGUCUCUGUUCUGGUCGAUAUUCGGGCUGCUGAACCUGUACGUCACCAACGUGAAAGCCCGGCACGAGUUCACAGAGUUCAUUGGGGCGACCAUGUUUGGGACGUACAAUGUCAUCUCGCUGGUGGUUCUGCUCAACAUGCUCAUCGCCAUGAUGAACAACUCCUACCAACUCAUCGCUGACCACGCCGACAUCGAGUGGAAGUUUGCCCGCACCAAGCUGUGGAUGAGUUACUUUGACGAGGGCGGCACGCUGCCGCCUCCGUUCAACAUCAUCCCCAGCCCCAAGUCCAUCUGGUACCUGCUCAUGUGGCUCCACAACAAGCUGUGUAGGAGAGGCCAGCCGCAUGGGGAGGAAACGCACAAAUGUGAAAACCUCAGAGAGUUCACGGAACGCCACGCUGACAGUCUGAUACAGAAUCAGCAUUACCAGGAAGUGAUCCGGAGCCUGGUGAAGAGGUACGUGGCGGCCAUGAUACGCAGCGCCAAGACGGACGAGGGACUGACGGAGGAGAACUUUAAGGAGUUGAAGCAAGACAUCUCCAGUUUCCGCUACGAGGUCCUCGAUCUUCUUGGGAACCGGCGUCCUCCCCGGCGACAUUACUCCUCCUCCAGCGAGACAGCAAGAGACGAUGGCGCCAUGGCCUCAGAGGACGACAGCGAAUCGGGUGACGGCGGUGGAGGGAGUGGCCAGAGGUCAAAGGGCGUGACCUUCAUGACCCCGCUGGAAGACGACGUGAAGCCGACACCCACGCACGGCGUGUCUGCCUUGGUGCGCUCCAUUUCUGGAAUGACCCAGAUAGAAGGAGGGGGAGAAGGUGAGGAGGGGGAGCUGGAGGAGGGCAUUGGAUGGGGGGAAGAGGAGGAAGAAGAGGAGGGGAAACCAAAGAGCAACGGGCUGAAGACAACCGUCAUCCCUCCAUCCUCCACCACCGUCCUCCCCUCCCCGUCAUUCUCCUCGUCGUUCUCCUCAUCGUUCGCUCGUACGAGGACCCGCCUGCAGCGCAUCUCAACUCCGAGCGCAAAGACAGACUCUUUCAAGCGCCUCUCCUACCUGUUCUCACGCUCCAAGCGCAAAGCACCACCCAUGCCUCUCCCCCUCCAGUCCCCACCUUCCUACACCAUUUCAGACGGGUUGCUCCGCCCCCUGGGGGGCCACAGCCACUCCGACUUUGGUCUCAGUAACGUAACCAGAAGCGAGACUCACCUGAACGAGGUGGGCCUCUCAGUCGACAUCAAUAACCCCUCGUUUUCCCCGCGGAGAACGAACGGGCGGGACUCGCUCUUGACGCUGCCCCUCCCGCCCCCGUGCCCCUGCCAAUCCCUGCACUGUGCUUCCAACAUGUCCGAGUCCAGCUCGCGCCUCCUGGACUCCAGCGAGGACGUUUUCCAGGGCGGAGGCGUGGGAGGAGCGGGCGAGGGCGGCAUGGAUGGAGGCGGGGGAAGAGGAGGGGUUAUGAUGAUGGGCGGGUGGGUGGGACCGUGCGACGAUGUCAUAGAGGACAGCUGUGAGGUCAUAGAGGACUCUGUCACCACACAGCUAUAGGAGAGACGGACAACCAAACUGUGUUUCUUUGUUUGUUUGCAAAUGGCUGCAUUCAGAGGGAGAGAGACAGAGAGAAAGGCGGAGGGAGGAGGGGGGACGAGAACCCAACGGAACCUGUUCUGGAACUCAAGGUGGAUGGAUUCGGGAAUUCAACAGUGGAAUUCUAGAGAACAAGAACGGAGCGGUUGAGUGACGGUCCAGAAAUGGCAGAUGUUCACGAAGACAGCCUGACAUUUGGUUAUCUGCCCGUUUUUAUUCCCGUCAAAUACUUAGGCUUUGUCACAUCCUUCAGCGUCUGAGCAGUUUGAAAGUCAGUCAGAUUUUGGCCUUUCUUUUAACCGAGAUCAUGUCAAGUUCAUGACAUCCCAAAAUAGCAUGGAUUUAUUUGACUGGAAAAACUCCACGGUCAGCAGCCCAGUGCUAAUACCCGUUACUGUCUCUUUCCAUGAGCCUUUCCCGCUCGAGACUUUACAUGACAAGAACAUCACACACAUAGAAAAAUGCUUUUCUAGUCUCUGGGGAUAGUUUACACUAAUGAAACCCUCAAACCUUUAUUUAACCAGGAGAAAGCCCAUUUAGAUAUAAUCUCUUUUUCAAGGGAGAUCUGGCUAAGAAGGGCAGCUAAACCGCAUUUGAGCUGCUGAUGUAGUUUUUUGUUGACAUAUUGCUGUGGACACCUGGGACAAGUUGGCAGCAAUUCUGACUUGCUCUGCUGUUGUCCAUGCAGCUCUCUCAGCACAUCAUAUUCACGGUCAGGUCCAGGUUACUUGUCAUGGCUUUCACAAACAACUGUCUUCAAAAACAUCUGCCAUUUUCAUGCCUCAGGAGAAGAGUUAAGAGGAGAGUACACAUUUUUCUUCUUUCCUCUGGGAGAAUCAAACAGGCAUGACUAUUAUGGAAUUACAAGUAGCCAAAGUGACUUUUUCGGACAGGAAAUAUCAUUAAAAGUCCCUGUUUGGUUUUCAACACAUGACGCUGUCUUUCCCUUUAACCAAGCUUCAAAUGUGUAACGGAUUAAAAAUGGAAUUAAAUCCUGCAUUUGAAUGGAGCUACCGUGAAACUCAGCCAAAUGAAAUGUGACUAACUUACAAUUGCAAAACAUCUGAUUGGACCGAUGGAAUAACCUCCCCUUUAACUCUGGAUUUUGAUGGAUUUAACGCCGACCGAAUCACUGGGAUGAAAGCAAACGGCAUGGAACCGUUGCUCUGCUGUGGAUAGCCAGCACCCUCUCUCUCUGCAUCAACAAGGGCCAAGGAACUUUAUUUUAUCCUAAUAACAGUUAUACUAGUAAUAAUUAUAACGAUAAUAAUAAUAAGAGACUUCUAAUAAUAGUAAUGAGGACCAUUCUGGUUCCUAAAGACAGUCUUUGCUUCUAUUUGAGUUGCCUAUGAUAUCCUGGCUUCUCGUUCAGCUCUUCCUUAAUACGUACACUUUAACCUGAUGAAUUAAAAAUAUAUGGUGAUAUUUAUUGUGAGGACGAGGGAUGAUGGGUGUGUGAAUGGGUGGAAAGGAGGAAGAGAAGGAGAGAGGCAGGGACAAACGCAGAACGUUUUCCGGAUAAAAAAGGAAGGAGAUGACGGGAGAAAUAGAGGAGAUAGGAAGCAACAGAGGAGGCGAGGAGGAAGAAAUAACAUGGGUGGAGAAAGUGGAGACGAGAUUGCCUCUC
Micropterus dolomieu (smallmouth bass) is the source of this 5237-nucleotide messenger RNA. It is a transcript of the gene trpc5a, whose product is annotated as transient receptor potential cation channel, subfamily C, member 5a. Gene Ontology annotation, biological process: regulation of cytosolic calcium ion concentration; manganese ion transport; calcium ion transmembrane transport. The transcript is spliced from 18 exons. Gene Ontology annotation, molecular function: store-operated calcium channel activity; inositol 1,4,5 trisphosphate binding; protein binding. NCBI's taxonomy places the organism in Eukaryota, Metazoa, Chordata, Actinopteri, Centrarchiformes, Centrarchidae. The record is from RefSeq and is a predicted model, not a curated record. Gene Ontology annotation, cellular component: cation channel complex; membrane. Bases 299 to 3571 code for a protein of 1090 amino acids.